This is a messenger RNA of Scomber scombrus (Atlantic mackerel), 846 nucleotides long. Its product is annotated as cytochrome c oxidase subunit 5B, mitochondrial-like. The transcript has 4 exons. NCBI's taxonomy places the organism in Eukaryota, Metazoa, Chordata, Actinopteri, Scombriformes, Scombridae. Gene Ontology annotation, biological process: mitochondrial electron transport, cytochrome c to oxygen. The coding region runs from base 35 to 439 and encodes 134 amino acids. The record is from RefSeq and is a predicted model, not a curated record. Gene Ontology annotation, cellular component: mitochondrial envelope.
CCAUCAUUACCCUGCGAUCAGUGAAGGAGGAAGAAUGGCUGCAAGGUUACUGCUCCGCUCGGCUUUCAGAGCCUCCUCAGCCUGCAGGGCCCCGGUGUCUUCCCCGGUGUCUGCCCUGGUGUCUGCCCCGAGCCGCGGCAUGGCUGCUGGAGGAGGGAUUCCCACCGACGAGGAACAAGCUACAGGCAUGGAGAGGAUCAUCAUGAAGGCCAUGAAGGAAGGAACGGAUCCGUACAGCAUGCUGAAGCCGAAGGAGUACACCGGCUCCAAGGCCGACCCUCACCUGGUCCCCUCCAUCACCAACAAGAGGCUGGUGGGAUGCGUCUGUGAAGAAGACAACACAGCCGUGGUUUGGUUCUGGAUUCAUGAGGGCGAGGCCCAUCGCUGCCCGUCCUGUGGCUCCCACUACAAACUGGUGGCCCACGAGCUCCCCCACUAACUCCUCCAUCACUCACUUAUUCCAGACGUCUGUCACAGCGCUGUGUGUCUGCUCUCUGUCAGCUUCUCCAUGUCAUAUUCCUCCAGAACCAGCCCAAGAACCAUCACACCACCCGACCUCUUUAUCUGUCACUCUCCGGGGAGAUGAUUAUUUAUCUGUGGCUGUCUACUUUCUGGUCUUAGGUUGAGAGUUGUCUGAUAGUUCUUUGGCUCGUUCUGUUUUUCAGUACUUGAUCUACCUGCUGACCUCAUCAGUCUUUGCUUUACACGACCUGUUGGUUUCAUUUUCAGAGGGAACAGAUGUGGUUUGGGACACAACAGUUUAAACAUUUCCAUUUAUCUGCAGUUUACAUUGAAGUAUGUACUGUACAAUGUUACAUUAGGUCCAUUUACUCCUCUUACUGAAAU